UCAAUAUAACCUUUAAGUAAAAGUUAUGAGUACUUCUUCCACCACUGGCUAUUUCUAAAACGCCAGUCACAAGAAUGUUGCUCUCCGAGGCUUUUAAUUUGACAGGUUGCGGCGGAAGUUCUGUGUUUACGCUGGCUGGCUUGACACGGUGGCUUUAAAAGGGAAUGCCCUCUCUGUGCUGCUCGGGGAGUCUUCUUUAAAAAAAUCUUGCCGCGUCACUGGGAUGCGGUCGCCGGAGCCGGGCACCUCGCCUACUAUCCCCGCUUGUGUGCCCUCCGCCGGCAGCUUAACCACAUCAAAUCACAUGAAUUCCUCUGGAGUCUGCAGAGAUGGCAGUUACUGCUACGCUGCUAAGAGAGGGACCACUCACCAUUUCCUUCACACACCAAAGAUGACAGCUCCAUCAAACCUAACCAAUUCAGCGCCACAGCAACAGCGCUUUUUGGUGUUGUUCGACUUUGAUGAGACCAUCAUCAAUGAGAACAGUGAUGAUGCUGUGGUGCGUGCUCUGCCUGGCCAACAGCUUCCUGACUGGCUGAAAAACAGCUACAGGGAGGGGCACUACAACGAGCACAUGCAGAAGGUCUUGGCUUAUGUGGCGGAGCAGGGCGUGUCUGAGGACUCCAUCUAUUCAGUGGUGGAGAAGAUCCCACCGACACCUGGCCUCCUGAACCUCCUGCAGUAUCUGCAGAGCCACCAGCAGGACUUUGAGCUGGCGGUGGUCUCCGACGCCAACAUGUACUUCAUCGAGACGUGGCUGGACCGUGCUGGGGUGCGUCACCUUUUCCGGAAGAUUUUCACAAACCCGGCCAGUUUUGAUGCGACUGGCCGGCUUGUGCUGCUCCCUUUCCACUCCCACUCGUGCUCCCGUUGUCCUGAAAACAUGUGCAAGCAGGUGAUCCUUCGGGAGUAUCUGGCGGCCCGGCGAAAGGAGCGUGGCGGUGCUCCCUUCCAGAAGGUAUUCUAUAUCGGUGAUGGGGCCAAUGAUAUCUGUCCCUCUCUGGCCCUCGGGCCCCGGGACGCAGCUUUCCCCAGGAGGGACUUCCCCAUGCACAGGCUGCUGCUCGAGAUGCAAGAGUCCCAGGCAGCCAAGUUCAAGGCAAACGUAGUUCCUUGGGUCAGCGGCGAGGACAUAGUGGACUGCCUGAAGAAAAUAAUGGAAGAGAGAUGAGAUCAGCGUGUGUGUGUUUCAUAUUCUUAUAUCGCAGUGGGGACUUUAACCUAAAUGCACACUAACCCAUGGGGACUGCCUUUUGAGGGUUAAGACUUGGUUUUAGGGUACAGAUUACAAUUAGGUUAGGGUUAGGGUAAGGGUUAAGGUUUGGCAUUUAGGUGUGAUGGUUAAGGUUAGUGUCAGUGACAGUGCCCCACGAGGACGUGGACGGGGGGGGGGGGCAGCAGGAUAUGCAUGAUUUUACCCCAGCCACACUGUUUUUCCUGAAUCAACAUUUAUGGAAAUGCGCUUAAUCACUUUCUAAUGUAGCUGGAGCCAGCAGCCGGUUAGCUUAGCUUAGCAUAAAGACUGAAAACAGGGGGAGACAGCUUGCCUUGCUCUGUCCAAAGGUAACAAAAUCUGCCUGCCAUCAAUUUUAAAGUUCACUAAUUAACACGUUAUAUCUCCUUUGUUUAAUCCGUACAAAAAACGAGUAUAAAAACGACAAGUUGUGGUUUUAUUGGUGGAUGCCGGACUAUUUCUUGGCCGGGAGCAGUUGCCAGGUAACCAGUGGGGACUCCAGAAGUCACUGCACCCAGCUAAGAAAUAGUCCAUCACAUAAUUCACCAUAAAACAGUAAAUUGUCAUUUUAUUAUUAUUAUCUUAGUUUUUUUUGUAUUUUUAAAGAAAUGAGAUAUAAUAUGUUAAUUUGUGAGUUUUAGCGGUGAUGAAAGGUGGAUUUUUACCUUUGGACAGAGCCAGGCUAGCUGUUUCCCCUUGUUUCCAGUCUUAAUGCUAAGGUAAGAUAUUCAGCAGCAUAUUUACUGUACAGAUGAGAGUGUGGUAUCAGCCUUCUCAUCUAACUCUCGGCAAGAAAGGAAAUAAGUGUAUUUCCCAAAUUGUCAAUCUAUUCUUUUAAUGCUGGCCUGGUAUAAACGCCUAUUGCCAUCUUAAUUGAUAAGUUUUAAGUGUGUAUGCAGUAUUAGAACUUUGGAAUGCAAAUAAACAAGCUCACUGGUCAAGAUUAUCAUGAUCAGUAAUGGAGAUAUGCAGUAUUGAUGAUGCACUAAGUUCUGGUUUUCGAGUCUGAUCAAAAUGCUGAAGAUCUUAACCAAAGUUGUGUCUAGUGUGCUCUGGAGUGAACAAAAUCCAAUGCAGUCGGCUCUAUUUAACACACCAUCCUCUUCAAUAUGAAUGUAAUUUACAUUUGAAUAUCUCAGUGUAUCUGAUAUUUUUGAGCAACCUUAGCUGUGACAUUUUGUGUCACAUUUACUGUAAGAAUGUAGAGAUUUUCGUGAUCAACAUCUUACCUUUGGGGGUGACUGUGUUGACAGGCUUCUUUUUAAAACCCUUAACACUGCACUCAAGACCUCGACGAUGGACACAGAAGUAGGAUCGGGUGUUAUAGCACUACUUGGGACAAAAGACCACACAUGUCGUAUCAGGCAGGGACAAGGACGGAGUAGAACAGGGAUAAGGUGACAGAGACUCUUUCACAGUACCUGUGCUCUCCCCGCCACUCAUUACUGAUACCUAAUCUAGGGCUUGAUUAUACAAUGGUAAUCUACACCAGCAUGAGAUCCAAAGGGUAGUGGCUGUAGCCACACGCCUGCACUUUGGCCCAUCAUUAUACCCUGUGACUCUGAAACAAUGAAAGAAAGUGUAAUGCAAAUUACCAAUUCAAGAUUAUAAAUUCUAUAUGUGUAGACAUUAGCUAACACUCACUGUACUUGUAAAACUCCCUGUGAAUAUUAGUAUUGAUAAAAGGCUAUCUGUUUAGGUUGAGGAGGAUUUAUAUUCUCUGAAAAGUCCAAUACCUGCUUUAUGUUUGAAUGUAAUCCCAGUUCACUACAUUGGUGUGAGUGAAUGAUGAUGAGGGUUUUCAGCCUCUUUAGUAUAUUUGCAUAAUUAACUCAACAUGUAACCUCAUUUUGCCUCACUAAAUUCAUGACAGGGACAGAAAAAUAUAUUUAAAAGGGACAUUAAUAUUCUGUUUGAAUUCAGGAAAUCGUAAAAUAUUAUGUAAGUAUGUAUUAAGUGAAAACUUGUUGUUUUUAUAUCCUGUUUACAAUAAGAUGUCUAAAUUCUGUUAGUAAUGGGGCAUGUAUACGGUACAUUUGUUGAUUUUUGCAGACUAUAGUAUACACACAAGUAAACACUCACUGAUAUUGGUGCUGUCUAGUAACUUUAGGCCAGAGGUAGUAUGAAUAAUUGAGUGUAUAUCUUCAUUAAUUUUGUACUUUAGAUAUUUCAAAUAAUUCAUUCAUAUCCAUAUACUGUACAUCUUGUUCAAGCCAUUAGAGUUGACAGUAAGAAAGUAUGGGUGCUGAUGAAAAGCACUAAAAACAGAUAAGUAAUACGUUUGUUAAUUGAUUAAAUACUUCUAGCCUUAAAAAACAAGAUUAUGCUAUAGAACUGCUGGAAAUUUCCUUUAACCAGUGUUUGAGUUUCUCAGGGAGUAGAGAAGAAAGUGUUAACAAGCAAACAUAAUAAUAUAUGUUUAUAAAAAUGUGCACUUUCUGAUUUGCUGCUCUAAGAACAAAAGGUUAAUCUGUCAUUAGAAAAGUAUAGAUUUUUAUGAGGCGUUAUCAGCGCAGCUGGAGUUUGAUCCUGAAAUCCUUCAAGAUCAAAACCUAAUCCAUUGAUGCAUUGUGAUUAUCAGAAUCAGAAUCAGAUCAAAAUCAGAAAUACUUUAUUGAUCCCCGAGGGGAAACUCUUUUAGUUUUUAGGAGACGUUCUGUGAGCUUUAUUCCUUCUGAUGCUAGAGGUAAAGGUAUUUUAAUUUACUUUAACUGUCUGUGUACCUGUAAAACUUCCACAGAGUUUUGUGCAAUAAUUAAAUGCUGUAUACUUGAUAUGAUAUAAAAGAGAUUUAGGGUUAAAUAGAAUGAAAAACUUGACAUUUUACAUUUUCAGGGAUGUAAAUUGACCCCAUAUCACCAGACUAAAGUGUUUCUAAUGAAACUUUAAAAUGGUAUUAUGGCUUCACAACAACCAAAUAAAAUUUGGUGGUGUUAGGACUCUGCUCGACUAAUAUGCUACUUUUUUUGUCAUUUGUUGUGGUUUGCUGUAUAUUGGGUGUGUGUGUGGGUUUUAAUCAAAAAUCUAAUUAUGUGUGUACUGCAUUAGUGUAACUGGAAUAUAAAGCCAUUAUCUGAUUAA
Molecule: messenger RNA, 4315 nt
Organism: Siniperca chuatsi (mandarin fish)
Lineage: Eukaryota; Metazoa; Chordata; Actinopteri; Centrarchiformes; Sinipercidae
Product: probable phosphatase phospho1
Exons: 3
Coding region: 224-1171 (315 amino acids)
Molecular function (GO): phosphatase activity
Source: RefSeq, a predicted model, not a curated record